CACAGCGAGAGAGAGAGCGCCAAAUCCAUAACCUGAUAGCCAUGACAGAAACCGACAAUGCAUUAGGAUUCGUAAAUAUGAGCUACUACCUGCAUUGAUUGGUGUCAUUACUUGUAAAUUUUCUCGGAGCUGAGAAAGCGCGAGAAAAUGUCGACAAACAAUGGAGCCGACGUAGAAAGCGGCCUAGGACAGAGAACGUCUCCAGUUUCGAAUACAACCACACCGAGAGCGAGACCCGACCCUUUCUUGAUCUUCUGCAGAUGCUUCAGCGUCCUCACCGCUCUCACCGCCCUUCUCUGCAUCGUCGUCAAUGUCUUCUCUGCCAUUCAAUCUUUCAGUGAUGGAUCUGAUGUUUUCGAUGGGAUAUUUCGGUGUUACGCCGUCGUGAUUGGAGUGAUUGUGGUGGUGGCCGAGACGGAAUGGGGAUUCGUUAUGAAGUUCUGGAAGGUAUUGGAGUAUUGGGCUGGUAGAGGUAUGCUACAAAUCUUCCUUGCGGUCAUGACAAGAGCUUUUCCUAGCACUUCCAGUACAAAAAAGGAUCUAGUUCUUCUAGAGGACAUAGCGAGCUAUAUGCUCCUUGCUUGUGGUGGGAUCUAUGUUAUUUCGGGAAUCCUAUGCAUUGGCUUUCUCAAACGGUCUCGGCAGAAGACAGAAAUUUCAAGGGAGCAAGCAGUAAAGGAUCUUGAGGACUUGGAGCGGCGAAGGGAAGAACUUGAACACUUGCUUAUUGAGGAAAGAGACCAUACGUAGGCAAAAAGUGACACCGGUGAACCUUGCUCAUGUUUCCAAUCUCGUGAUUCUGUUAGUGAGUUGCAUUUGAAUUAGUAUUCGUUGUUUGUAUAGUUGUGUGAAAAGGCAUGCUGGGUGCUUCUUGAUUGUUUCCAGCAAGUAUUUGCCAAUGUUAUUUACUUAAGAAAAGGAGAGGAUCCAGGAUGUUAAAUGUUAUUCAUUCGUGAAGAAAGACGAGUCUGCGAACUGAUAAAAAAAAACCAUAAGGGUUCACGCGCGAAAUCCCUUUAUGUCGGCAGAGACACAAUUGUCUUCCACGAAUGCUUUCAAGAAGAUGCAAACCUGUGAAUUUGAAUCUUCCAUGCUUUUAUCAGAAUAAUGCUUUUUAUGAUUGUUGAGCUUUUGGUUCAUGUAAGGCUCAUUUUGUUAGACUAAUAAGCUGGAUUGUAAUAGUAGCUUUAAUGUGUUUUUGUAUUUGGAUGACUCAGCUGGGGACCGGCUUGCCCGGCUGUGAGUGUGAGACAUAGCUUAUGGUUUACAUGCCUCUGCUUGUCAAUGUCAAUUGGGUUUCCAUGAAAUGAAACAGCCUCUUUUUGUUUC
Pyrus x bretschneideri (Chinese white pear) is the source of this 1329-nucleotide messenger RNA. RefSeq lists its product as uncharacterized. The record is from RefSeq and is a predicted model, not a curated record. The transcript is spliced from 6 exons. Lineage: Eukaryota; Viridiplantae; Streptophyta; Magnoliopsida; Rosales; Rosaceae. The coding region runs from base 148 to 750 and encodes 200 amino acids.